Molecule: messenger RNA, 2823 nt
Organism: Triticum turgidum subsp. durum (durum wheat)
Lineage: Eukaryota; Viridiplantae; Streptophyta; Magnoliopsida; Poales; Poaceae
Source: the annotation of a GenBank genome assembly
AUGGAGGCCGUGGUGGCGAGCGCCGUCACAGGAGCGAUGCGUACACUCCUGCCCAAGCUCGGCGUCCUGCUGGAGAAGUACAAGCUGUCCAAAGCCAUGAAGAAGGAGAUCGCCUCCUUGAGUGACGAGAUGAGCAGCAUGAACGCUCUGCUCGUGAAGCUGGCCAAGACCGAUGAUGGCGAGCUCGACGUGCAAGACAAGGUGUGGCGCGACCAGGUGCGCGAGCUGUCCUAUGAAAUGGAGGACUGCGUCGACGCCUUUACGGAUGAUCUUGAUGGUGGCGGCGGCAGGGUCGGGUUCUGGAGACGGCUUUCGACCAUCAAGACGCGGCACAACAUUGGCCGCCUGAUCGAAGAAUUGAAAUAUCGGGUGGUGGAAGUGAGUAAUCGCCACAACAGAUAUAAGCUUGAUGAGCCAGCUUGUACUACUUCUCGGAGCCCUGUGACCAUUGACCCUUGUCUAGAUGCACUGCAUACUGAGGCUGCCAGCCUUAUAGGCAUAGAUGGCCCUAAGGAGAAGCUCAUGGACCUAUUGCUGAGACAGGAUGAAUAUGCCAAUAAUCACCGGGCACUCAAAGUUGUAGCCAUCACUGGAUUUGGAGGUAUUGGCAAGACAACUCUUGCCAGCCAAGUCCGAGAUAUGAUCAAAGGUCAUUUCCACUGCACGGCCUUCGUAUCGGUGUCGCAGAAUCCAAGCAUGGUCAAUAUCUUGUCGACCAUACUCUCAGAAGUUGGGAGCCCCGAGCCUUCAUGGCAGAAUCACGAGCGUUUCCUCAUCAACAAACUGAGGGCACACCUCAUGGACAAAAGAUACCUUAUCGUCAUUGAUGAUAUAUGGAGAAUAGAAGCAUGGAAUAUUAUCAAAUGUGCCUUUGUGGAGAAUAACCUUGGUAGUAGAGUUAUAACAACUACACGUAUUGAAGAUGUGGCUCGGGCAUGUUGUUCUUGUUUCCUUGGCCAUGUGUACAAGGUCAAGCCUCUUAAUGAUCUUCACUCAAGGAGAUUAUUUUAUAGAAGGAUUUUCCCCUCUCAAGGUGCUUGUCCUGAGAAACUAAAGGAUGUCUCUGAUGAAAUUCUGAACAAAUGUGAAGGAGUUCCAUUAGUCAUAGUCAGUGUAGCUAGCAUUUUGGCUAGUCAUAAAGAGGGAUACUCAAAGAUAUUCUGGGAGAAGAUACAAAAUUAUUUAGGUUUGCAGUUGGAAGGUAACCGUGCUCUACAAUGGCUGAGAUAUGUGCUUAAUCUAGGGUACAUUGAUUUAUCUCUGGACCUUAGGACAUGUAUGCUAUAUCUUGGUAUAUUCCCAGAAGAUUCUGAAAUAAUGAAGGAUGAUUUGAAGAAGAGAUGGAUAGCCGAGGGUUUCGUUACUGAAAGGCAUGGUUAUGGCCCGGAGUCGAUUGCAGAAGAUUUCUUUAAUGAGCUGAUUAAUAAAAACAUGAUACAAAUUGCAGAGUUUGAUGAUUGUGGGCACGUGUUAUCUUGUCGGGUGCAUGAUGUAAUGCUUGAGUUUAUCGUAUGGAAGUCCACGGAAGAAAAUUUCAUCAAUAUAAUCAAGGGACCCCCUACAGUUGAUGAUCCGCAAUGCAUGAAAGGAUGUUUGCAGGUUCGCAGGUUAUCCCUACAAGUCAGAAAUUCGCAGCACAAUGAGUUGCUGGGAAGCAUGGCUCUGACACAGGCCAGAUCAUUCAACUUUUGGGGGUCUGCUCAAUGGAUGCCUUCACUGUCGAGAUUUCAUGUCCUGCGAGUUCUACAUCUCGAUCUUGGUGUUUAUGACUCCAGAAAUGAGGAGGAACUGUCCUCCAUAGGCAGCUUUACCCAACUGAGGUAUUUGAGGAUCAGAGGCGCUGUGUUUAAGAAACUCCAGAGACAGUUGCAAAGAUUACAACAUCUGAAGACGUUGGAGAUAGUUGGCGAAGACAUAAAUGAGUUUUUACACCUAGAGCUCAAUGUCACAAAGUUACCACCGACGUUGUGGCACCUGAUUGUUCCAUAUACUGUGAAGCUGCCUGGUGAGAUCAGCAGGAUGCGUGCCCUCCGCACUCUGGGUGAACUCAGCAUAGAUCUCCAAGAUGUGGAGAACAUCAAAGGGCUCGGUGAACUGGGAGAUCUGAGGGACCUGAGGAUAAUUCUAGAUAAAGGUGUCCGGGAAGGCGAUUGUGCGGAUCUUGCUGGUUCCCUGAGCAGGCUCAAAUGCCUUGAGUCCCUAACCGUCCGUAUGGCUGGAUCCGUCAAAAUUGUUGAUGUCCUGACUAGCUGGUCGCCUCUUCCACGACAUCUUCGAAGACUACAUGUGCUAGGCCUCCCCUUCUCCACUAUGCACGAAGACUGGAUCAACCAACUCGACAAUCUCAGAAGCUUGAAGAUCCACGUUGUUUCGCUGCCAAGGGAUGGUGCGGACGUUCUUGCCAGGUUGAGCUUGCUGGUGCACCUUACACUGCAUGUCGAGAAGAAUGUCCCCGAGGGAGGCCUCGUCCUGCACGCCACUUCUUUCCCAAACCUCAGGGAUUUUGUGUUCAGGUGUGAAGGGAUUUGCCUCGUGUUCGAGGCGGGUGCCAUGCACAAGCUUCAGAGCCUCACCGUGGAGUGCUACGCAGAAGCAGAGCGGCAAGGCGGUGAUUUACUUGAGGGCAUCGAGUAUCUGGAAAGCAUAUUGUCAUUCGAGUUCUCUAUCUACAAGAGGAAGGACUUCACUCUUCUUCAGUAUGAACUGCAGGGCUAUUGUUCUCCGCAGCCUAAAAACUGGGACGUGGAGAGUCUCAAAGCCGCGCUCAGGCAGGCGAUCAACAAGCAUCCGGGGACUCCUGACGUUCGCAUUCAGUCCAUGUAA